This is a messenger RNA of Syngnathus acus (greater pipefish), 580 nucleotides long. It is a transcript of the gene trappc2l, whose product is annotated as trafficking protein particle complex 2-like. The transcript is spliced from 5 exons. Gene Ontology annotation, cellular component: TRAPP complex; cytoplasm; nucleus. Lineage: Eukaryota; Metazoa; Chordata; Actinopteri; Syngnathiformes; Syngnathidae. The record is from RefSeq and is a predicted model, not a curated record. Gene Ontology annotation, biological process: endoplasmic reticulum to Golgi vesicle-mediated transport. The coding region runs from base 77 to 496 and encodes 139 amino acids.
AUCUUUAUCCAAUAAAUAUACAGGCUGAUUUAAAUGCGAACGCCUCGUUGUCACGUGAUCAUCCCGACGGCACAAAAUGGCGGUGUGCAUCGCUGUCAUCGCAAAAGAGAACUACCCGCUGUACAUCCGCAGCGUUUCCCCUCAAAAUGAGCUAAAAUUUCACUACACCGUGCACACCUCGCUGGAUGUGGUGGAGGAGAAGAUUUCCGCCGUGGGAAAGUCACUGGGUGACCAGAGAGAGUUCUACCUGGGUCUACUAUAUCCCACCGAGGAUUAUAAAGUAUAUGGCUAUGUCACAAACUCCAAGGUUAAAUUUGUUAUUGUUGUAGAUUCAGCUAACACGUCGUUGCGGGACAAUGAAAUAAGAAGCAUGUUCCGAAAACUGCACAACUCCUUCACUGACGUCAUGUGUAACCCAUUCCAUACUCCCGGCAGCCCAAUUCAGUCCAAAGCAUUUGAUGAGAUUGUCUCUGGAAUGAUGUCUCAAAGUGCUUGAUAUCUUCUGCAGCCUUCCAUGUACAUAACACAGCUUUGAAAUGCCUCAUUUGAAUAUGUAAAUAAAAAUAUCCGUAUCACAGUC